Messenger RNA from Leguminivora glycinivorella, 3018 nucleotides. RefSeq names its product dystrophin-like. The coding region runs from base 103 to 2001 and encodes 632 amino acids. The transcript is spliced from 11 exons. Gene Ontology annotation, biological process: synaptic signaling. NCBI's taxonomy places the organism in Eukaryota, Metazoa, Arthropoda, Insecta, Lepidoptera, Tortricidae. Gene Ontology annotation, cellular component: plasma membrane. The record is from RefSeq and is a predicted model, not a curated record. Gene Ontology annotation, molecular function: zinc ion binding.
UCGUCGGCAAUAUUUUGGACUGAGAAUAUUUCAGACGGACAAUGACUCUAAAUUAUAAUUAUUUAACUAAAUUAUGAACAUUCAUAACAAUUAAAAUACACAAUGGCCCUAACUGGGUUUAGAAAGAUAGAAAAUGAAGCAGGUUACCCGUGUUAUAUCGAUGAAGCAACUGGAAGGCAGCAAAAUGACCAUCCAGAGCUCUGUAAGAUUAUGGAAUCUUUGGAGGAGUACAACGGGAUUAAAUACAGCGCAUAUCGUAUCGCCUUCAAGGUGUUUGCCCUGCAGAGACAGCUUAGGGUUCCAGCCCUUCGCAUCAGUUCCGGAGUGUUUGCCCGCCAUCAGCUAAGCUUAUCAGAGACCAGCUUAUCGCUGGACACAGGGGAACUGGAGGCAGUUCUGGCCGACAUUUACUUUGCUGCGGAGAAGGAAGGCCUGUUUACAGGGGACGUUGACUUGGCAGUCGACUUGUUGAUCAAUCUACUGCUUAAUGUGUAUGACAAAGACAGAAAAGAGCCAAUCAGAGUGCUAGCCGCUAAGACUUUACUUAUCAUCCUAAGUGAGGAAUCGGUGUCAGACAAAUGGGCAGCCUUGGCCAACUGCUGUGCGGACCACAAUGGAUGCGUUUCCCCGAAACGGCUGGCAGCCCUGCUGUCGAAUGUGGCAGCUCUUCCAGAGUUACUGGGUGACCCAUGCGAGCAGAUACAGAGUGAUAUUGAUAGUUGCUUUGAUAAGAGUGCUGGUAUGCUGGGCGCGCCGGCGCGGACAGUAGCGACGUGGGGCGCGUCGUGCGCGCGCGCCGGCUGGCUCGCCGUGAGCGCGCGCGUGCGCGCCAGCAGGAACAGCUCCUGCGUCAGCGCUGCGUGCGCCAAGUGCCAGGAGCCACUCAUACAGGUUCUAAAGUUCAAAUGCUCAAAAUGCUGUGACACGUACUUCUGCGAAAAGUGCUACCUGUACGACAAGGACUUGACGACGGUCAGCGGACACAAGAAUACCCAUUUAGUGCACGAGAUUAUCGAUGGAGAGACCAAACCCCAAGAAUGUCUAAGUUUCAUCAAAACCAUGCGACGAUUCUUCUUCUGCACGAAAACUAAAAAGAAACCCAAAAAGAAGACCACAAAGAAAGCCACCAGCAUGACGAAAGAGAAGGAGAUAGUUAAGAAAGAGAGGCCCACUAUGUUCACGUCGACAGUGGGCAAGGCGUCGGGCCAUGUGAAAAAUAACCCGGCGAGUAUGCUGCAGGAUAUUAUAGUGCAACUAGAAACCCAGAAUAAAGCGCUAGAAGAGCUAUCGAAUCAGUUACAGGAUGCAAAGGAUCCAGAAGAGGGGCUGAGAGUGAAGGUGGACGCGCACUGGAGCCAGAUAUCCAAGCAAAUAAAUAGGUUGAAAAUACUAAAGGAAAACCUCUCAGCCAACACGACACUACCAACCACAGAUCCUGAGCACCCUCAAGCCUUCGAUCUCUUCAGCCCCAUCCCAACUUUAGAACAGAGUGACAAACGCUCCAAACUGUCCCAGCCUCCAAGAGUACUCAGCCUGGACUCCGGAAACUUCUCCGUGAUGUCCAAACAGGAGCCACUAGUGACGGUGUCCGGAGAUGCCUUAAAACCUGUACUAGUGCACAAGUCGGAUAGUAUAUCUACAGUUUCUAUGAGGGAUAUCAGCAGUUGGUAUAAUGAAACUGAGCAUGCAAGCAAGCAAAUCACCCUACCUAACCAAGCCGACUGCACAUCCCAGUCCAUAUCAGCCACAGAACAGAAAUACGCGGCUGACAUACGCUCAGUAGAAACCAGUAAUGAUAAGAUGAAGGAACUCAAUGCUGAUCUGGACACUGUACUGGACCGGUUACAACAGAUUUUGACCAACAACUUCGCUAUGGAUGAAUCGUCGUUCGAUAACAACCAACUGCGUGAGACCGCGAACGAGAUGGAAGGCUUGCUCGGGACGCUGAUCCGAGGCGUGGAACAGAGGGCUACGUUCAACGCCACUAAGGGGUUAGUCUAGCUCUAACUAUAGCGGCAUUUAAACGGGGCACAUGUGUCCGGCAACUAUUGGUGUCCCUCUCUUACUCACAUGUUGGAAGAAAGACAAAUAUUGCUGUGAAAAUAUGAUUGGUUUAGAAGCCAAUUUUAUGGUAAGUUGACGAUUUAUGACAAUAUUUGCAUUGUAUGUAGCUAUUGUGUAUACGGAAACAGUAGAGCUGUUAAAAGUGUACCAUUGAAAAAAAUCAAGAACUUUUAAUUUUUAUGUGAAUAUUGGUAUUAAAAAAAAUCCCGAAUAUCGAAUUUCACUAGGACGUGUUUGGGUUCAUUCUUCUCCGAAUCACGAGUUGAUUCAAUCCCGACGAUACAAAAAUGUGUCCUCAUUUUUUUCCUUUACGUCGCGAUUUUAGUAUGAACAUACUACAGGCGUGAGGUAUUGGAAACUCGAAUUUUGUAUGGAAAAUUUGGGACACAUUUUUUAAUCGUCGGGAUCGAAUCAGCACAUGAUUUUGAGAAGAAUGAGACCAAACACGUCCAGAUCUGGUGAAAUUCGAUAUUCGUUUUUUUAAAACACUCGUUUUCCAUUUCCCAAAUGGAAGUUUUCUAUAUUUUUGCUGAUAUUUCCGAGAUUUUGUUCUACUUGACGGAAACUGCUCGCAACUUCUUGACGGUGGCCCUGUACUGGUUUAAAAGGGCUGUAAGUUUUAUAAGGAAAAGUUAUGUUUUAUAAAUAUGAAAUGGCUCAAAUAUGAAAUGAGAGUUACUACUCGUGUUUAGUGUUUUCUGUUGUUAAGUCGUUAGGUCUCAUUAUUAAGCAAGCCGAUGUAGCUUAGUCACAGUAGAUAACCCUUUGCCCGCGAAAGACGUCAACUAACUGGACUGCGCGGGUUCAGCCUAAUAUCAACCUUCGUGCAUUCCGAUAAUGUUCACAAUAAGGCGUGGCAUUCAAAGUGUUGAAGAAAGGUCUCAAGUGCUUUUGGGCUCAAAUGUAAUCGAAUUUUUUUGUAGUUAUUUUAUAAUACUUUUUGUUUGUAUUUUA